Carassius carassius (crucian carp) is the source of this 876-nucleotide messenger RNA. RefSeq names its product interleukin 4 (gene il4). The coding region runs from base 331 to 747 and encodes 138 amino acids. NCBI's taxonomy places the organism in Eukaryota, Metazoa, Chordata, Actinopteri, Cypriniformes, Cyprinidae. The record is from RefSeq and is a predicted model, not a curated record. The transcript is spliced from 4 exons.
AAGACAAGAAUAGUGACUGCAGCAGUUAGGGUGAUUCCCUUCAUAGGCUUAAGUAACUCCUGAUGGUCCCUGCAGUCUUUGAGUUAAAUCAAAGUGAGCCAAUAAUGCCAUUUCAAGGGGAUUCUCAAUAUUACUUCGAUUCUCUGGAAUCUAAUAGUGAUUAUGGGGGUGUGUAAGCAUUUCGGGAUUUUUUUCUUUGACGUGUAAUCAACAGAAUCAAGGCUGUGUAUGAUAGGAUGUCACUUCCUCUGUCAGCACUAUAAAGAAUACUGAUUAGUGCCGAAGCAAUGAAGACCAUCUCUACAUCUGGAGAUCUUAAUAGGCAUCAACAUGACCAACAUGAGGACUUUCAUGCUCUUGGUGCUGGCGAUUGUAGCCGUUACUGGGUUGAAACAUAAAGCGGGACCAAUUCUCCUAAUGGAAAUCAUAGAUGAUGUGAAGAAGAUCUUGAAUCAAAGUUCAGCGAUGAAUCUCAACCAAUUUGUAAGAGAUGUAUUUCCUCCAGUGGGCUGCUCGGAGGAACACAUUUGCCAAGCAGCAAUGGUCAUGAUGGACACAGAGCUAAGCUACAGCAUGCUACACAGACGACUGUUUGCCUAUGCUAAUUAUUCAGGGCACCUUCAAUGCAACGUUACAGCUUCAGAAGAACACAGAAUGCAUGUUUUCCUCGAAAAAAUCAAAGAUUGCUGCAAAGAACAAUACUCUAAACUCUUAAAGCAACCAGAUGAGAAGAAACAAGUGAAUUGACUCUAGACUUACUGCUUAUGAACACAAUACUAUAUUUUUGUAUUACAUUUAAUAUUCAAUUCUUUUUUUAUUAAAUGUUUUCUAUCGUAUAUAUUUAUUGUAUUUAUGAAUAAAUGUUUUCUGAACAGA